AUGAAGAAGCAGGAUCCUCAAUCAGAUGCAGGUCCAAGCGAGAGACCGAGAAAACAACGGAGUCGAACUUUUAAUCGUCACGCAAUUCCGUCUGCCACAACACUGACGCAAAACUCAACAAUGCAGCGACCACUAAAUGAACCAGCGACAUCCAGUGCUAGACGUCCUUUGCAACCAAGCGCCAGACGUACUUCUCAAUUGGGGAUGAACCAACAGCAACAGCAGCAGCAACAGCAACAGCAGCAGCAACAGCAACAACAGCAACUACUGCUGCUGCCACAGCCGCGUCAACCACAAGCAGUGCAACAGCAACCACCAGCGUCACAACAACAGCGUCCGAGGCAAGAGUCAUCGGGGCUACCUAGACUGUCACGUAUUGACGAAGCAAUAGCAUUGAGUGACACAAGGCCGUCAUCGUCCAAUUUUAUAAAAAGAAAUACUAGCUCCCUAUCUCCUGGAAAUUCAGAAAUUAAACCCAAACCAUUUGUCGUUGAAAUAAGCAAUAUACCGCUUAAUACCACUGAGAGCGAAAUUGAGACCUUGCUACAACAGACCGUAAGCAAUGACAGUUUCAAGAUUUUAAAGCUUUUUACAACCAAGCCACCAAAAGUAGUUGUCAGAAUAGAAAAUUUAGCUGUGUGUAAUAACAUAGUGCAAGCAUUGAAUGGAUUCCAAUGGAAGGGUUGCACCCUUACAGCUCAACUUAAUCUCGAGGCAACUGAAAAGACAUCAUCAUUUCCGGGUCCUGGUAGAGGAUCCAUUGAGCCAUUCAACCCCAUAUUCAAUCGCUCAUAUGUUCCACCACAGUAUCGUCAACCAUCAUUACUGAGAAAAAACAAUUCAUUCUAUAGAUCUCAAGGACCUAAUGAUUCCACUCUGUCUUCAUUCGAUUUACGAAGAUCCACAACAGCAAGUUCUAGAGCCAGCAGUCAUGCUAGUUCCAUAUUUUCUAACUACAGCCAUAGACAUUCAAGUAACUUGUCGACGGUAUCCACCGACCUGGUGCCAGGAAAACAGCAUGUUCCGUCAUUUGUUACGAAUGCAAUGCAGGGUGGAUAUCAAACCGAACCAACCGUUGAAGAAGAAGUUGAUGGAAAUGAACCACAACAGGUCGAAGGGCAGGUCAGGAAUACCAAUAUUAAUGACACAUCAGAAGAGGAAUUUAUAGAGAUGCCCAUAGGAGAAGGAGACAAUCCUGACCAGUUAAUUAAAGUGAGUCCCACGCGGUUGUUUGUAGGGAAUGUUCCUUACUCCUCGAAUUGGGCUUCAUUGAGGAAAUUCCUCGUAGAAAAGGCGAAUGAGAUUGAUCCAAACAAUAGGAUAUCUAUACUACGUGUUGAGAUUCCAGUUCUGCAAAUGUCAUUUAAUGAUGGGUUAUUUUAUGGACAAGGUGCAAUGAACCAGCCUCAAGUCUUAUCCAGAAGUAGAGGGUUUGCAAUUGUAACCACAAAAGAUAAAGCAUCUUCAGAAAAGCUUAUAGAAUUAUUGAAUAAUGUUGAGUUUGAAGGACGCGCUUUAACGAUACGAUACGAUAAGUUUCCACAAUUUAAUAAUUACGUUUUACAGCAACUUCAUCGUACUCCGGUAUAUUCGAGAUCAAAUUCAAGUACGUUUGGAAGGCAAUAUGGCAAUUCUGAAUCAACAAUGAAUAAUCACCCAUCUUCUCUAGGAUACCAACAGAUGCGACCGGUUUCGUUUGUGCCCCAACAAGCGGCUCCAUACAUCACGCAUCAGAAAUUUGCCACAACCCCAACUGGCCCAAAUUUGUUAAGUAAUUUGGCAUUUGAGCGCAACCUGUUACAGCAAAAGAUUUAUUAUGGAAAUGCACCAAAUCCACAGCCACCAUACUCAGCAAAUACUCCAGUUUUACAACCAACUCAACCACCGCCAAUAACACAAUCACUGAAUAUCCCAAUGCCCUCUAGUCCAAACCAGAAUGUACUUGCUUCCGGGUAUUACUUCAUGCCGUAUUAUUAUCAAGCUCCACCUCCACCGGGAACAAGCAUGUACCUGCCUUAUGGAGUUCAGGUUGGUCUGGCUCCAACAUCGGCGCCUGUUCCGGCCCCAAUUCUGGCCCCAAUCCCAACCCAUUAUGGCAACUCUCAUGUUGGAACACCCCUGCAAAGAACAUUCCCACCAGGUGAAGCAUCCAGAAUGAGGAACGAUAAGGAAGAGCAACAACAGCAGCAGCAAAACACGAGCGAGCUUUUUGAAAAUUUAUCGUUAAGUGAUAAUUAG
Lodderomyces orthopsilosis Co 90-125 is the source of this 2238-nucleotide messenger RNA. RefSeq lists its product as uncharacterized. Gene Ontology annotation, molecular function: mRNA binding. The record is from RefSeq and is a predicted model, not a curated record. Gene Ontology annotation, cellular component: cytoplasm; nucleus. NCBI's taxonomy places the organism in Eukaryota, Fungi, Ascomycota, Pichiomycetes, Serinales, Debaryomycetaceae. The coding region runs from base 1 to 2238 and encodes 745 amino acids. The transcript has a single exon.